GCGGCAGCUCAUGCGCACGGUCCGGGGCGGCCGGGACACGGCGGGGAGCCGGGCAGCGGAGAACGGAACCGGCGAGGACCCGGGAUGAGCUGUGCCCACGUGUGACCCUGCCACCAUGCUGGUCAAGGAGUACCGCAUCUGCAUGCCACUCACCACCGAGGAGUACCGUGUGGGGCAGCUGUACACCAUCAGCAAGCACAGCCACCAGGAGAGUGAGAAGGGUGAGGGCGUGGAGGUGGUGCGGAACGAACCCCACGAGGACCCCGUGCACGGCCCUGGGCAGUUCACCGAGAAGCGUGUCCACCUCUCCAGCAAGCUGCCCAGCUGGGCACGGGCGGUGACUCCCCGCAUCUUCUACAUCACGGAGAAGGCCUGGAACUACUACCCCUACACCAUCACUGAGUACACGUGCUCCUUCCUGCCCAAGUUCUCCAUCUACAUUGAGACCAAGUACGAGGACAACUGCGGGGAUAGCGAGAACAUCUUCCACAGCGAUAAAAUCCUGGGUGACCACGAGGUCUCCUUCCUGGACAUCGCCUUUGAUGAGAUCCCCGAGCGCUACUACCGCAGCCUGGAGGACCCCCGGUUCUUCAGCUCAGCCAAGACGGGCCGGGGGCCGCUGCGGGAGGGCUGGCGCCAGCACACCAAACCCAUCAUGUGUUCCUACAAGCUGGUGACCGUCAAGUUCGAGGUGUGGGGGCUGCAGACGCGGGUGGAACAGUUUGUGCACAAGGUGAUCCGGGACAUCCUGCUGAUAGGGCACCGGCAAGCCUUCACCUGGGUGGACGAGUGGUGCGGCAUGACGAUGGAGGAGGUGCGGCGGUAUGAGAGAGAGACGCAGGAGGCCACCAACGAGAUCAUCGGCCUGGUGGCCCCCACCAUUUCGGUCAGCGAGGUGGGGCAGCCCACAGCCACUCACUCGGCCCCCGCCAGUGCCCCCUCCACCCCUCUCGGCGACGACGCCCCCGACUUCCUCGCCCCCCCCAAAGCUCGGCCCCGCAAGAAGUCAGCGCCGGAGACCCUGACGCUGCCUGCGCUGCGGGAACGUGCCAGCGCAGAGUGAUGCCGCACCGCGCUGCUGCACCUUGCCACCUCCCCAGCCAGACUGUCCUCUGCUCCGUGCCAGCCCUGCCACCCGCCUCAUCCCCUCC
Molecule: messenger RNA, 1151 nt
Organism: Lagopus leucura (white-tailed ptarmigan)
Lineage: Eukaryota; Metazoa; Chordata; Aves; Galliformes; Phasianidae
Product: cytoplasmic phosphatidylinositol transfer protein 1-like
Biological process (GO): phospholipid transport
Cellular component (GO): cytoplasm
Molecular function (GO): phosphatidylinositol transfer activity; phosphatidylinositol binding
Source: RefSeq, a predicted model, not a curated record